AUGGCGUCUUCUCCUGUAGUUACAGAUGAGCUGGCGCAUCUCUCGGCUCUGGUUUCCCAGUCUAAGCAUGCCCUACAAGAAGGCGAGGCCCUAUGUUCGCGCGCGAACACACUAUCCAACGCGUCCGCCCAGGACGCUUUCGAUGUCCUUGCCCUGAAUACGAAAAUUCGCUGGAUCUCUGACGCGGUGAUGGAGCAGCUCAAGCUAGCAGCUUGUGUAGUAAAGGACUUGGAGAAUCGCCGUUCGAAGCUCGAGGAACAGGCUCAGUCUUGGGACAGAGCGCGCUCUCAACAGACUACCGCUCUCGACGCGAUACUCGACUCACUGGGUGGCCAACUCGUUCCGCCCAGCUUCCAGGACCCCGUGCCAGACCUCGACUUAUUCGGCAGCCAACAUUCCGAUUCGGAAGAGGAAGAUCCGCUUCAGGAUGGGACUCCCGGCCAUAGUCCCACGCUUACUAUACGAGGCGGCUCGAUACGACAGUGGAAACGAGAGAGGAAGGCUGAGGCUCGUCAGAGGGAUCGGAGUCGGUGGAAGUCCUUGCGGGACUUUGUUGAUGAACGUGCUAUUGAGGGUGCUUUGGAGAAUAUAGAGAACGAGCGCAACGAACUCGAUAACACUCUCACUGUCACCGCUGCAUAUCCGCACACGCUACAAGAUACUCUAGAGAAAAUCGAAGGGGGGCUUGCCCCGCGCGAACCUCCAGUUGACAUCGCGAAGAUUCUCGACCUGCAGGAGAGCGUAGGCAUUCAUAUGGCCGAACAGCUGGAGGGCCUUGCCGUGCAUUACGAACAGAUGGAGCGCGCACAAGGGGAGAGCGAGGCAGGGGAGGCUUUCCAUGAGGAGGAUUUACAGGAAAUGAACAGAGAUACGGAGGAGCUUCCCGUUAUCCUUGGAGAACUUGGCGACGACUUCAACGCUAUAGACUCCAGUUUCGAAGAACUUCAGUCCGCUCGGCGGGUGUCCCACGAAUACUUACAGCGACAACGAGAGACAUUGGAUGAUUUAGACGAGCUGGGGAGCAUCAUGGGUGACAUGCUUCAGAGACAGACCGAGAUAGAGAUAGAAUUCGCCGAACGACUACAGGAACUGCACCAUCAACUGCUGGAUAUAGAUGAGCUGACGCAUCGAUAUCACUCGUACCAAGACUCGUACAGGAAGCUACUAGUCGAGGUGGCGCGUAGGCGACACUACAAGGAUGCCGCCGACCAGAUAGUGCGCGGCAUGAUGUCCCAGCUUCAGGCCAUGACCGAGGAGGAACGUCAAGUUCGAGAGGACUUCAACGCAGAGCACGGGCAACAUCUCCCGUCUGACAUAUGUGUCUUCAUUGAGAGGAUGCCUACACGCUGGGAAGUGCGAGCUUUGGAUACCGAACUGGAGAACCUGCCUGACAUACCAGCUGAUCUUCUGUCCGCGGCAAAGGAUGCGACGGGCUUCGAGGAUGGUCGCAUGCCACCCGGUGCCGAGAGCUUGUAA
Molecule: messenger RNA, 1476 nt
Organism: Peniophora sp. CBMAI 1063
Lineage: Eukaryota; Fungi; Basidiomycota; Agaricomycetes; Russulales; Peniophoraceae
Source: the annotation of a GenBank genome assembly